AUGCAGGCUAUAAUCAUUGGAUUUACCUUAUCCUUCAUUAGUACCUUCAAAUCUGCAGAAUUUUAUCCUCAAUGUUCAAAUAUUACCAAUGUUCAACGUUUAGAUUGUUAUCCAAAUUUUGGUUCUAAUGAAGGUGGAUGCAUCAAAAGAGGAUGUUGUUGGGUGCCUAAAAGUGGAAAUAAUGAAUUACCAUACUGUUAUUUUCCAAAAGAUUAUUCUGCAUAUAUUGUAUUAUCAACUGAGAAAACUAAACGUGGCUUUAUUGGACAAUUGAGCAAACCUAAUCCAACCUAUUACCCAGAUGAAAUAAAAAGUAUUGCCGUUGAAAUUAGAGAGGAGACUUCCACUAGACUUCGUAUACGAUUUACUGUACCUUCACAGCCAGACAGAUGGGAACCACCUAUUCCAUUGGGAAAUGUGGAUGAUACUCCUGUAAAAAACGUUCAAUACAAAGUUGACAUGGAGAAAUCACCCUUUGGAUUAAAGAUAAUAAGAAAUACUAAAGAGCGAGAUGUACUUUUGGACUCAACAGGACAGUUGGCUAGUUCGCUUAUAUUUUCAGAUCAGUUUUUGCAGAUAUCAUUUCGUGUGAAUGCUCAUGUAAGCUUUGGUCCUGGGGAAAUAGAACAAAAAUAUCCAAACGCUUUUGAUACGUGGACGCGAGUAGCUCUUUGGGGUCACGAUGGAAAUCCACAGUCGUAUGCGAAUCUAUAUGGAACUCACAAUUUCAUCAUGGGUUUAAAGUAUGAUGGCACAGCAUUUGGAAUCUUCUUUUUAAACAGCAACGCACAAGAAGUAGCAAUAACACCUCUACCAGCCAUCACAUAUAGAACCAUUGGUGGAAUAUUAGAUUUCUUCGUGUUCACUGGACCGAAACCACUAGAUGUGAUAAAUCAAUAUUAUGAUCUUAUAGGUCACCCACCGAUACCCCCAUACUGGUCACUUGGAUUUCAUAUCUGUAGAUAUGGAAUGAAAAAUCUGGAUGAAGUCAAAGAGGUCCUCAAGCGAAAUAUGGAAGCUGGAAUUCCGAUAGAUGCUCAGUGGUUUGACAUUGAUUAUAUGGAUGCAUACAAAAUUUGGUCAGUGGACACGAAACGAUUUGGUGAAAUGGAUGUUUUUGUUAGGGAUGUUUUACGCAAGAAUUAUAGUAUAAGAACAGUGUUGAUCGUAGAUCCAGCUAUUAGCACAAAAGGUGGUCCCGGAUAUCGGCCAUAUGAGGAUGGUAUGAGACUCGGUAUUUUCAUUAAUGAUAGUCGAACUGGGACACCGAUUCUAGCCUUACAUUACAACACAACACACUAUAAUUUGCAUAAUAUAUAUGGUUACGAUGAAGCACGAGUAACGCACAAUGUUUUAACUCGAAUGUUUCCUGAUAAACGACCUUUCAUAUUGACACGUUCAAGCUUUGCAGGUUCAGGUUUGUAUGCCGCUCACUGGACAGGAGAUGUUUUAUCGAAUUGGGAUAGUUUGAAAACGUCUGUGGUUCAAAUCAUUAACUUUAAUAUGUUUGGUAUUCCGAUGGUUGGUGCUGAUAUAUGUGGGUUUACAGGAAAUACAACAGAAGAGCUGUGUGUGCGGUGGAGUCAGUUAGGUGCUUUUUAUCCAUUUUCCCGUAAUCACAAUGAAGAUGAGGCUAUGGAUCAAGACCCUGCAUAUUGGAGUAAAGAUUCUACUAAGGCAAUCAAAGAAUCCUUGAUGCUAAGAUACCACUUACUACCGUAUAUAUACACUUUAUUUUAUAGAUCAUACUUAAAUGGAACAACUGUGGCUCGUGCCCUCGCAUUCGAGUUCCCUGAAGACUUGGCCACACAUAAAGUCGAUUCACAAUUCAUGCUCGGAUCGUGUCUCCUGGUUACUCCAGUGCUAGAUGAGGGUCGGACAUUCGUUGAGGGUUACGUUCCAUCAGGAGAAUGGAUUAACCUAUCCACUGGCAAACGGUAUUUCAGUCGAGGUACAUGGAAAUAUUUCGAUGCUCCUCUGAAUGUCAUUCCGAUUUCUAUUCGUUGUGGGUGUAUAGUUCCAAUGCAAGUUUCUGCUGAAACAACAGAUAUCGCUCGUAAGAAGGGAUUUGGUUUAUUUGUGAUCUUGUCUUCAACUGAUGAUGGAAGUAGUGCUGCUGGUCAGAGAAUCACAGCAUCAGGUGAAUUAUUCUGGGAUAAUGGAGAUGAUGCUAAUUUAAACUAUGUACAUGUGAAAUUUGAAGUACGUGAUCGUACUUUAACAGUGACUUCUACACCUUCGAGUGUUGAAAGUUUAGAGAAAAUUGAUUUGAAAGAACUAGAUGUUAAGACUAUUCUUAUAGUAGGUUUCAUUAAAAGCCUGCAGAAAUUCUUGUAA
This is a messenger RNA of Schistosoma mattheei, 2337 nucleotides long. The record is from the annotation of a GenBank genome assembly. NCBI's taxonomy places the organism in Eukaryota, Metazoa, Platyhelminthes, Trematoda, Strigeidida, Schistosomatidae.